AUCCUUGCUUCUUGAUGACGUAUGGUGUGUGAUCACAAUCGGCGUGGUUGGUCCACGUUUCCACCAAUCAUAGCUCGGCACAGUCAAUGAGGAGCGGCGGGGAGCAGGCUGCGGCAUACCAUCGCCAACCGUCGUCGACCAAACACGCCGAGAAGAUGUUGGGCUCUCUACUAGUGGUGGCUGUGGCUGUGGCAUCAUCGACUGGGAUGCAUUUUAGUUACGACGGGACGCCUUUAGCUGAUGGCGUGGUGAUAGGCGGCGCUGUGUCCCCAAGCGUUCCUGUUGUGGGAAGUAUCCCGCAGCCAGCUGCUCGGGUUGUAUCAGGGCCUGUGUCUGUGGCUUCAUCUCGGCAACAGACACUCGUUCCUGGGUUCGCUUCGUCUGCGUUUCCGCGGACUGCACCUGUAGUGUCGCCUGUCCUACCCCCGCCAGCUCCUGCGUCGCCCGUUCGUGAAGGCCCUCGUGGAUGCAGCUAUCCUCUGGGAACUGUGGUUCACGAGACUUUUAAUGGCCGCGAAUACCAUCUAUCGUGGUGUAGCCAACCCGGCCGCACCUUUAGCUUUCAACAGGCAGAAAGUUUCUGCCGCAGCAUCGGCACCGUCGGUCAUCCAACGGGUUUCCACGCAGUGAGCCUGGAGACUCAAGUUGAGGAUUCCUUUAUUACCUCCAUUAUCAGCCAUUACGAAGUGCCCUACAUCUGGACAAGUGGCUACAAGGUGGGACCCUACUCGUGGAAGUGGCAGAGUUGUGUGGCCUCUCAGUACAGCCGAUGGUCUCACACCGGAAGGUUUGGUCGCAGCCAGCCUGACAACGCUGAUAUGAAUGAAAACUGCCUGGCCAUACUCAAUAACUUUUAUGGAGACGGUAUCAUCUGGCACGAUAUAGACUGUUCGUUAGAGAAGUACGUCAUCUGCGAGCGGCCCAGUCUUCGCGCUCACUAAUGAAGGUAGCGAUGCUCUAUAGCGAUGCUCUACAACAGCACUUCACCGCUUCACGAUGUUCAACAACCGAAUUUUGACAACAUUGCAUAAAACCGCUGUGUUGUUGGAAACUGUAAUAGCGCACGAAAUUCCAAUAAAUUACCAUGUACAUGACAAA
Portunus trituberculatus (swimming crab) is the source of this 1098-nucleotide messenger RNA. RefSeq lists its product as uncharacterized. The transcript has 5 exons. Bases 87 to 941 code for a protein of 284 amino acids. NCBI's taxonomy places the organism in Eukaryota, Metazoa, Arthropoda, Malacostraca, Decapoda, Portunidae. The record is from RefSeq and is a predicted model, not a curated record.